Solanum pennellii is the source of this 765-nucleotide messenger RNA. Its product is annotated as proline-rich receptor-like protein kinase PERK2. NCBI's taxonomy places the organism in Eukaryota, Viridiplantae, Streptophyta, Magnoliopsida, Solanales, Solanaceae. The record is from RefSeq and is a predicted model, not a curated record. The transcript has a single exon. Bases 1 to 765 code for a protein of 254 amino acids.
AUGGCUAAUCCACUCGUUGCUUACUCUGAUGACGAAAGCUCGUCUGAUAGUGCAUAUUCGCAGGGGGAAGAAAACCCAGUUGUUGACGUUGUGCCCAAUCUUGGGGAAGAAAGCCAACUCCCAACCAUACCAUCUACAUCUUCAUCCAAAUCAGAUCUGCCUCCAUCUCCACCACCAACCGCUACAUCUCCACCAUCACCAGUUAAAGAAGCAUCUCCACCUGUAGUUGCAGAAUCUCCACCACCAUCCAUCAUAGAAUCCCCACCAUCACUAGUCCAAGAAACCCCACUAUCACCAGUCCAAGAAAUCCCACUAUCACCAGUCCAAGAAACCCCAUUAUCACCAAACCCAGAAACCCCAUUAUCACCAAACCCAGAAACUCCCACAACCACUGUCCCAAAUAAUCCCCCUUCUUCCCCAUCUCACAAAACCAUCCCUCAAAAUCCACCACCAUCCCCAAUCACGGAUGAUAUUCUUUUGAUUACCCUUCACCCCAAAAAACCAAGGCGGCCAAGAAAGCACAUUGCAGUUAAACAGGUUCGUCCACACAGGCCAGUCACAAGGAGUGCAAAUGUGGUCAAAUCAACUGAUGAUGCAACUUCUGGUGUGAAGCGUCGGCGAUUGGGUAAGUCUCCCGUUCAUUCAUCCGUUUCUCCAAUGAAUCUUAACUCUGAAACUGAUGAUGCAUCUGAGGGCAAACAUUCUGCAGCCCCUCAAUCAAAAUCAAAAUCUUCAAAAAGAAAUGCAGAUAAUUUUUCAAAGUAG